Balaenoptera acutorostrata (minke whale) is the source of this 719-nucleotide messenger RNA. RefSeq names its product leucine-rich repeat-containing protein 37A3-like. The transcript has 3 exons. Bases 141 to 599 code for a protein of 152 amino acids. Lineage: Eukaryota; Metazoa; Chordata; Mammalia; Artiodactyla; Balaenopteridae. The record is from RefSeq and is a predicted model, not a curated record.
CAAAAAACAAUACUGCACAAAAAGUUUCUGAAGAAAUUAUUUCUAUAAGAAAGUCUACUCUACCUGGAUGAACUGGCCCUGGAAACACUACACAUAAGGAUGUCUCCACUGCACAUUCUGCUGUUGCUGCAGACAACAGUAUGCCAACUGUUCAAUACACCAACGAAACUCAAUUUGAGCACCACAACACGGGCACUGAAUUAUCCUCUAAGCCCACAGGCUUCACUUUCCCAGGGCUCACAUCCCCGGGUGAUCAAGUUGAAACUCAGCUAAAGCAGCAGCUACGGUCCCUAAUCCCCAACAGUGACGUGCGAAGGCUCAUUUCUCAUGUUAUCCAGACUUUGAAAAUGGACUGCUCAGAGACCCACGUGCAGCUGGCCUGUGCCAACCUCAUCUCUAGAACAGGCCUCCUGAUGAAGCUUCUCAGCAAGCAGCAAGAAGUAAAGGUGUCCAAAGAGGAAUGGGAUACGGAUGAUUGGAAAAGUGACAACUGUAUCAGUGAGAGCACAGAAGCCCAGAGUGAGCAGAAAGAGCAGGAGUCAAGUGAGAUGUUCCAGGAUAUGGCUGUGACAACAAGCUCAUCUUGGCAAUAUCUGUAACUGUAGUAGUGACGAUUUUGGUUACAAUUCUCUGUCUCAUUGAGCAGUGGCCGGUCCUGUGUUCUAUGCCAUCAUCACGGUUUAUUCAGCAAGGGAGGCCCACAGAGCCCAAAAGGCAUG